GUUUGAACUUCGCGCUUUGGACAUGCUGAGAAUCGCCCAAGUUGGCAGCACCAUGCCUAGUGAUCGUUGUAAUCGAUAGACGGGGUCGGAGUUUUGUGUUUACAUUUUGCACUCCCAAUUGUAAACAAAUACGAAAAGAGUUAAGUAUGGAGCAGCUCAACGAGGAGCAGUUCCUGAGGAAGUUCUCGGAAAUGUCCUUUACGCACAGUGCGUUCAUAGAGUUUAUGAACGGGCAGCAGCCGAUCAUGCAGGACGAUGUGGUAAUGACGGCCUUUCGCGAUGCAAUUCGCGAGCCCCGGCAUGCUCACAUUUUCGCCGGCGCCACAGUGCUGGAGGUGGGCUGUGGCAGCGCCCUGCUCUCCAUGCUGGUGGCCAGGCAGGGAGCCGCUCGUGUGUUUGCCGUCGACUCGGGCGAUGUGGCGCAGGUGGCACGCCACUUGGUGCGCGAGAAUGGCCUGGACGACGUGAUCGAGGUGAUUCAGGGCGACAUUCGGCAGUUGAAGCUGCCCCCAAUCGAUGUCAUUGUAGCCAAGUGGAUGGGCGCCUGUCUGUUGUAUAGCACCGCCUUGGAUGAGGUCAUCUAUGCGCGCGACAAGUGGCUCAAGUCGAAGGGCUACAUCUUUCCGGACACGGCCAGGCUGUAUCUAUCGGUGGCCGAGGACAGGGACAGGGAUCCGCCCAGGCAUUACUGGUCGCGCUUUGCCGGCCUGAAUAUGUCCCGUGCGGCAUGCAGUGUCCAGCAUCUGCCGAAAGUCGAACGCGUGCUGCAACACCAACUGAUCUCGGAGCCGCAGCAGAUAUGGCAAAUGGAUGUGCGCACCAUCAGCAGCGAGCAACUGAGCUUCACGGUGCCCUUCAAGCUGCACUCGCAGCGCCGGGAGAUCAUCGAUCUGUUUGUGGUGCACUUUGACUUUGGCUUUCCGGGCGGUACCGCCGAGGAGGUGGUGUCCACCAGUCCCUGUGCGCCCAGCACCCACUGGCGGCAGACAGUCUUUCACAUCGAUCAGCAUCUGCCCAUAGAGCCGGGCGAUAGAUUCGCGGGCACAUUUGGCGUGUCGCGUGGCGCCAACCAUCUGGACUUUGACAUUGAUUGGAGCUACCGCAGCAGGCUGGUCAAGAUAAAGUCGCACAAGCAAAUCUUUCGCAUGUUUGGCGGUCAACAAGGAGCAGACAUAGCCGAAGGAAGGGAAGUACAGCGACAAGCCCAAGACCCAAGGAUGAGUACUGAAUGGGGACUUGCCAUGGAGGAGUUGCCAUUCUCUUUAGAAGUUUAACUUUUCAUUUUUAUAUUUUUGUUAUACAAAAAAUGAAUGCAAAAUUAAUUUAAUUAUAAGAAAAAGAAACUGUUUGCUUAGAGAGCCGCCACUGCCAGCCCACAUAUCCCAGGGUCACUCGUCAUUACGUAUACGCCGCAUGGGACGAACCUACCGCAAUGGCGGCGGCCCCCAAGAGCCAAAAAAAGCCCAAGUACCAAUUAGCAGGGGGCUAAGCGGAGAGCAGUCAAAGCGAGGGAGGCAGAGCGGCAAAGAAAGAGUGUGGCAGAGAGGCGUGG
Messenger RNA from Drosophila obscura, 1552 nucleotides. Its product is annotated as protein arginine N-methyltransferase 1-B-like. The record is from RefSeq and is a predicted model, not a curated record. Gene Ontology annotation, molecular function: protein-arginine N-methyltransferase activity. NCBI's taxonomy places the organism in Eukaryota, Metazoa, Arthropoda, Insecta, Diptera, Drosophilidae. The transcript is spliced from 2 exons. Gene Ontology annotation, biological process: peptidyl-arginine methylation. The coding region runs from base 147 to 1274 and encodes 375 amino acids.